CAACUCAUGCCAGAAAGUAUAUGCCCCAGCCCUCUUUCAGAACGGGAGUAGUUUUUAGCACUACCCAACAAAUCCGGCUAGCUGAUAUGGUGAAAAAGAGACUGAUCGGCCAUUCAUAAAAAAAAUUGCCGAACACCGCACACUGCGCGACAGUGCAUUCAGGUUUGAUUGAGUCGCUUAGUGGGCGGCAGCCUUAACUCUCAUAGGUGCGUGUAUAUAUGGUGACAUUGUUGUAAAUCAACAACGUCACAAGUGGAUGUUAGUCACCUGAGGUGUCCGGAGUUGCUGUGCAGAAACAAUUAGAACAGGCAGACUCUGCCUCACCUAUCCAAGAGCGAUUCACAGGCCAGUGCGCUCACCCCAGGGAGACCCAGCCAAGAGGACACCACCAAGGCCGAUGGUCACAGGGUCAUCUGUCAUCCUCACCGGUCCCCAACAAGGACACAGGGACCCCACCAGUGCCCCCCUAGGCAAAUACCAUCCCCACUGAGCGCCCAGCAUGCUGAAACACCGCUAGUCCCCCACCCACCCCUAGGAGCGCAAGAAGCCCCACACGACUGUUCUCAGGACCCCUAAAACACACCAGGAUAGACUCCAAAAAAGCCUCCAAAAAGUGGUUCCUUUGUCAGAAGAAUAAUACACACCCUGGGCAAUACAGGAGUUCAUCAGUCCUGUCUAUUUUUCUGUCAGCGGCUCUUUGACUUCCUCAUUUGUCUGAGUGUUGCUUCCUCUUUCGUUUACUGUUUUUCAGAGUGAAGCUUCAAAAAGAGUUUGGUAACGGUUAACAUAGACAAAAGAAUUCUCGCAUAACGGACUUUAAAAACGGAGCAACAUAUUCCUGACAAAUUAGAUUGUAUUCAUCAUAGAGUCAGUGUGUUUGGGGUUGGUGAGACUUGCACAAGAUGGCACCUGUGUAUUCAUUCAUGGAUGUUUAACAAAACUGCUUUUUGCAGUUGUGGCAAUAUCUGUCGAUGAGUGUAGUUUACAUGCUGUGUGCUUGAGUUUGUACGUGCGCCUGUGUGUGUGAAAUGUCUGGAGACACCAGCACCCUGUCUUGGAGGAGCAUGUCUCCCACCGGCCCAUCGAAGACCCCAGGCAUGUCUCCCACAUCAACUAUUGGCAGGAACAGCAUCUUCCCAGUGAAGAUUAUCAAAGUGUGUUUCCUAAGCAACGGUUUCAACCUCGGCAAGAACUUCAAACUGGUCCGCUGUGACGAAGGAAUGACAGUCAGGGAUGUCAUCAGCAUUGUCCUGUCCGGUGGCUGCAUGGGCCCAGGCAUAAAACACACCCUUUGUUACGGUCUGCUCCUCAAACACCUCAAGUCAUCUGAGAUACACUGGCUGCACCCAGACCUGACCAUGACUGAACUCACCCAGCAAUAUGUGCAGCAGCACCUGGAGGCUGAGUGGAGAUAUGACCUGAGGAUCAGAUACAUUCCAUCAGACUUCUUGGAAAAAUUCCAAGAGGACAGAACCACCAUGCUCUACUUUUACCAGCAGGUACGCAGUGACUAUAUGCAGCAGUUUGCCUCUAAAGUCAGUGAUGGAAUGGCUCUGCAGCUUGGCUGCUUGGAGAUUAGGAGAUUCUACAAAGACAUGAAUCCAAAUGGACUGGAGAAAAAGUCCAACUUUGAGCUGUUGGAGAAGGAUGUUGGGCUGGACCUGUUCUUUCCAAAAGAGUUGAUCAACAGCAUGAAGUCGAAGCAGCUGCGUCGCAUGGUCCGGCAGACGUUUCAAGGCUACGGCACGCUGAACCAGGAGCAGUGCAUGGCCAAGUUCUUCAGCACUCUGGCUCAGUGUUACAGCUAUACACAGGAGAGAUUUGCCUGCCAGCUUGUGCACGGUUGGCGUGUAACCAUAGACCUGGUCAUCGGAGCUGAAGGUAUCAGUCAACAAACUGACAACUCAACACCUGUCUGCCUGGCCACAUUCUCUCAGGUCAGCAGUAUCUUGUGCUCUGCAGAGAGCCACGGUCGAGCUUUGCUCACCGUAUACAUAGAGGGAACCAAGCAGCCUCUUUCAGUGAGUACGGCGUCUAUGGCUGUAGCAGAAAACAUGGCUAACCUAAUUGACGGCUUCUGUCAGCUGGAAUGCUGCACUCAGGGCUCGCUUAUUAGCAGGCCAAGCAAAGUGAGACUGAAACUGCCUGACAUUCCUAAACACAAUGAUUCCACUGGACCCAACAGAGUUUCAGACAUUUAUGCUGAGAUUGCUGAAAACACAAUGGACCCAUGUGAAAAACAUAAGAUCUCCCAAGAUGCGAUAAUUCUAGGUCACAUCCUGGGUGAGGGCUUUUUUGGAGAGGUUCAUGAUGGUGUGUAUAAAGGCCAGACAGGCGAGACGAUCCGGGUGGCCAUCAAAAUCUGCAAGGACUGCUCAGCAGCCGUGAAGGAAAAGUUUCUUAGUGAAGCUUCCUUGAUGAAAAAUCUGGACCACCCCCACAUUGUGCGCCUGAUUGGAGUCAUUGCUGCUGAUCCAGUCUGUAUUGUUAUGGAACUCUAUGAACAUGGAGAGCUGGGGAAAUAUCUGGUGGAGCGGAAAUAUGUCCUGACAACAGCAACUUUAAUCCUGUACUGUCUACAAAUCUGCAAAGCCUUAGCUUACCUAGAGGGCCUCAACAUGGUGCACAGAGAUAUAGCGGUGAGAAACAUCCUUGUGGCAUCUCCUGACUGUGUCAAGCUUGGUGACUUUGGUCUCUCUCGCUACAUAGAUGACCAGGAGUACUACAAAGCAUCUGUUUCACGAUUGCCAAUCAAAUGGAUGGCACCAGAAUCCAUCAACUUCCGACGGUUCACCGUUGCCAGUGAUGUCUGGAUGUUUGGUGUGUGUGUGUGGGAAAUCUUCUCCAUGGGCCGGCAACCAUUUCUCUGGCUCGAAAACGGACAGGUGAUCACUCAGCUGGAGUCUGGUGUCCGACUCCCCAAGCCACUGUUGUGCCCGCCCGCCGUCUACUCUCUGCUGACCAGCUGCUGGGCCUACGAGCCGUACAGUCGUCCCAGCUUCAGCCAGCUUGUCUGUUCCCUGAGGGACAUUCUCAAAAUUGAGGAGGCGGAUACGACACACUGCAUCUCAUCUAUCUCGCCACUGGACCCUGACCACACUGAGCCUCCCCCAAAGCCUUCCAGAGUCGGCAUCACUUCCCCUCAUGUCUCACACAUGCAGGGAACAGCCUGGCAUGUGCCAGUUUGGGAGAAUGAGCAAGUUGAUGACACUCUACAAAGGCAAAGAAGAGAGAUGGAGAUGGAUAGACAGUGGCUAGAGCAGGAGGAGCAACAACUGGAUCCUGCCGUGCGACAAGCGUCAAACACCAAGCUUGUGGAAAAAAAUCCAGCUGAUAAUCCUCCACCAACAUCCUCAGCACCUUCUGACGUCACAUGGUCUCGUCCUACAGCCGAAUUGGACCGAUCAGAUGAUCAGGUUUACUCCAGCGUCAUGGCGAUAGUCAGACAGGUGGUACAGCUGAAGAAUGAGGUCAACAUGCUGCCCGCCUCGGCGUAUCCCAACGCUGUCAAAGCAGUUGGGAUCUCUCUGCGAAGCUUGAUUCAACACGUUGAUGAUGUCAUGCCUUCCCUGCACAGCUCAGUUACAAGCGAGAUCGUAGGAACGAAGAAGCUGCUGAACAAGGACUUGGGGGAGCUAGUCAAUAAGAUGAGACUGGCCCAGCAGAACUCGGUGACAACUCUGAAGGAGGAUUGCCAACGACAGAUGCUUGCUGCUGCACACACCCUGGCACUGAACUCCAAGAACCUGCUGGAUGCAGUGGAUCAGGCCCGGGUCAGGGCCAACCUGGCCAUGCCGAUGCAGGAUGAGGACAGCUCGGGGGAUUGAGGGGUUUCGGUUAUUUGUUCCAGUGUACAAUGUGUAGUACAUACACAAAAAACAGAACUAUGGGAUGGAGAAAUAAAUAUUUGUCUGAACUGAA
This is a messenger RNA of Phyllopteryx taeniolatus (common seadragon), 3921 nucleotides long. RefSeq names its product protein-tyrosine kinase 2-beta-like. Gene Ontology annotation, cellular component: focal adhesion; cytoskeleton. NCBI's taxonomy places the organism in Eukaryota, Metazoa, Chordata, Actinopteri, Syngnathiformes, Syngnathidae. Bases 1029 to 3827 code for a protein of 932 amino acids. The transcript has 30 exons. Gene Ontology annotation, biological process: signal complex assembly; protein phosphorylation. Gene Ontology annotation, molecular function: protein tyrosine kinase activity; ATP binding. The record is from RefSeq and is a predicted model, not a curated record.